CGGCCGUACAAAACUAUUGCAGCCGUGUUGUAAGAAUAUUGAUAAGACAAGAUGCUGACAUACCUAUUUACAUAAUGCCACUAUCAAGCAACAAUCAACUUAUUUGUUUUGCUUCUUAUUAAAAUGGAGAAAAAGUCACGAAGAAAUAAAAUGAAGUCUAUAGAAAGUUUGGUUUGCUUAGCAAGAGCAGUAGAAAACCAGCAUACAACAAUUGAUUUACAAAAUGAAACUUCUGUUUAUGGAUUUAUUGAAGAAGUUGAUUGUGAUAUGAAUAUAACUAUGUGUGACGUUACCUUUACGGAUGCCAAUGGAAAAAGGUUUUCUAGUGAUAAGUUAUUCUUAAAAUCAAGACUGAUUCGUUAUAUUCAUUUACCUCCAAAUAUGGAUGUAUUUACUUCAAUGAGAGAAGUGAUAAAAAAAACAUUUCCUCCUAAAAUUAAGACUUCUAGUUAUUCAUUUAAGAAGAAAAAAAUUGCUGCAAAACAUGAAAAACUUAAAAAAGAAGUGCAAAGUAUGAAAGAGACACUAAAAAGACAGUAGUAGUAAAUGGGUAGAUUAAAUUUUAAUAAAUAAUUGCAUAAACAAAGUUUGAACAUUUUUUAAUAUUUAUGAAUACCUAAUAUUGAUUCAUGGGGAUCACAUCCGCAGAGCUAAACCCAUGUGUUAGACAGAUAUUUUUUGUAUAUGAUUUCUGCUUAAUUAAUGGACAACUUGGGAUUAAAUUAAUCCAGUUGCUUGUUAUGUAUUUUCAUAAAUAAAACAAAAAAAAUAAUAAGAUUGGUGUAAACUAGCUUUUGAUACAUUAAUUUAUUAAAUUGUGUUUUUUUUUUACAUUUUUAUACUUUAAAGGUAUUUUUUCUGCGCGUUUACAUAAAAUUGACCAUUUCUUUACAGCCUAUGAUAUUCUCGCUUUAUUUACUGGUGCCAUUGAUCUGACUUCCAAGUCACAUUGGGUUUAAUACAUAUUAUACAUCUAGUCUCUACUGAACACAUAUGUGUUUAUAUUUGUUUAUUAAUGUCUACAGAUAAAAAAUGUAAAAAUAUACACAUUUUUUCAUUUAUAUUUUCUAUUAUUACAUGGUAGGUAUAA
This is a messenger RNA of Adelges cooleyi (spruce gall adelgid), 1090 nucleotides long. RefSeq names its product U7 snRNA-associated Sm-like protein LSm10 (gene Lsm10). Lineage: Eukaryota; Metazoa; Arthropoda; Insecta; Hemiptera; Adelgidae. The transcript is spliced from 4 exons. Bases 124 to 540 code for a protein of 138 amino acids. Gene Ontology annotation, cellular component: nuclear body; cytoplasmic U snRNP body. The record is from RefSeq and is a predicted model, not a curated record. Gene Ontology annotation, biological process: mRNA 3'-end processing by stem-loop binding and cleavage. Gene Ontology annotation, molecular function: histone pre-mRNA DCP binding; U7 snRNA binding.